GACAUCGUCUUGGAUCUUCUGGAAAAAUGAAAUUCUUUGUUAUUGCCUUUGCUGUGAUCGCAGCUGCCUCGGCGGCCUCCAUUGCCACGGAUUACCUGCCGCCAGUGGACAACAACCUCGAAGCUGCCUCCGAUCUCGUCGAGCUGCCCGCCGAGCAGGGAGUUCUCUCCGACGAUGGAUACCGCUACAAGACCGUGCGUCGCCUGAAGUUGCGCCACCGUCGUGAUGUGAACGAGCUCCCCUCCGGUGAAUACCUGCCCCCCGUUGAGGAGUCCGCCUCCGAGGCUGUUGCCGUCGAGACUCCUCUUGCUGAUGAUGGAUACCGUUACAAGACCGUCCGUCGUGUGAUCCGUCGUCGUCGUGAUGUCUCUGAGCUGUCCCCUGAGUACCUGCCCCCUGUUGAGGAAUCCGCCUCCGAGGCUGUUGCUGUGGAGACUCCUCUGGCUGAUGAUGGAUACCGCUACAAGACUGUCCGUCGUGUGAUCCGUCGUCGUCGUGAUGUGAACGAGCUCCCCUCCGGUGAAUAUCUGCCCCCCGUUGAGGAGUCCGCCUCCGAGGCUGUUGCUGUUGAGACUCCCCUGGCUGAUGAUGGAUACCGCUACAAGACUGUCCGCCGUGUGAUCCGUCGUCGUCGUGAUGUGAACGAGCUGUCCGCCGAAUACCUGCCCCCUGUCGAGGAAUCCGCCUCCGAGGCUGUUGCUGUGGAGACUCCUCUGGCUGAUGAUGGAUACCGCUACAAGACCGUCCGCCGUGUGAUCCGUCGUCGUCGUGAUGUGAACGAGCUCCCCUCCGGUGAAUACCUGCCCCCUGUGGAGGAAUCCGCCUCCGAGGCUGUUGCUGUUGAGACUCCCCUGGCUGAUGAUGGAUACCGCUACAAGACCACCGUCCGUCGUGUGAUCCGUCGUCGUCGUGAUGUGAACGAGCUGUCCGCCGAAUACCUGCCCCCUGUUGAGGAAUCCGCCUCCGAAGCCGUUGCCGUCGAGACUCCUCUGGCUGAUGAUGGAUACCGCUACAAGACCGUCCGCCGUGUGAUCCGUCGUCGUCGUGAUGUCUCUGAGCUGUCCCCUGAGUACCUGCCCCCUGUUGAGGAGUCCGCCUCCGAAGCCGUUGCUGUGGAGACUCCUCUUGCUGAUGAUGGAUACCGCUACAAGACUGUCCGUCGUGUGAUCCGCCGUCGUCGUGAUGUCUCUGAGCUGCCCUCCGGCGAGUACCUGCCCCCCGUGGAGGAGGCUGCCUCUGCCAUCAUUGAUGUGCCCGCCGAGCAGACCGUCCUGGCCAGCGAUGGCUACCGCUACAAGACCGUCCGCCGUCUGAAGCUCCGUCGCCACUAA
Messenger RNA from Drosophila santomea, 1331 nucleotides. RefSeq lists its product as uncharacterized. NCBI's taxonomy places the organism in Eukaryota, Metazoa, Arthropoda, Insecta, Diptera, Drosophilidae. Gene Ontology annotation, molecular function: calcium ion binding. The record is from RefSeq and is a predicted model, not a curated record. The coding region runs from base 27 to 1331 and encodes 434 amino acids. Gene Ontology annotation, biological process: negative regulation of protein sumoylation. The transcript has 3 exons.